CCCUAAUAAAUACAGGUCGUAGCAGCCCAGUCAGCAGGCGGAACGAAAUUUAUGGUGACUCAAGGCGUUGCGGGAACCUCGAAGGUGGAACUCCACGUAACAAGAAGAUGACCCGAAGCUGCUCUGCAGUGGGCUGCAGCACCCGUGACACCGUGCUGAGCCGCGAGCGCGGCCUCUCCUUCCACCAGUGCGUAUUUCCAACUGAUACAAUACAGCGCUCAAAAUGGAUCAGGGCGGUCAACCGUGUGGACCCCAGAAGCAAAAAGAUUUGGAUUCCAGGACCAGGUGCUAUACUGUGUUCCAAGCAUUUUCAAGAAAGUGACUUUGAGUCAUAUGGCGUAAGAAGAAAGCUGAAAAAAGGCGCUGUGCCUUCACUUUUUCUAUGCAAGCUUCCUCAAGGUGCACGUCUUACAGGUAAAGCAAGUCAGAAAAUCCAAAAACAGCCACUUGCAGAUGAUUCUGAAGAGGUUACUACUGAAGACCAUAACUAUAGUUUAAGAAAUCCCUGGGCAGAAGAUACAGAGAGACUGUCUGAGGUGCAACAAAUGUUAGAAGUGUCCGAAAAAAAAAUUGGCUCUGUAAAAAACUACAGGAUGAUCAAGAGGAGGAAGGGCUUGCAAUUAAUUGAUACCCUUGUAGAAGAAAAACUACUUUCUGAAGAAACAGAGUGUCUGCUACGAGCACAGUUUUCAGUUGGCUGUCCAAAUGCAAACCCAGUCCAGGCUUCAACAGCAACAGUUUUUCUUUUCUCCAACAAAGAGUAGAGAGUGGAGACCAGCAGUAUCAGUAUUGCUCUUUGGUAAUAAAAGGCAUACCUCUCAAGCAGAAACUGCAGUGGGAUCCCAGCAGCCAGAGUUUGCAAGGAUUUAUGGACUUUGGUCUUGGUAAACUUGAUGCUGAUGAAAUGCCACUUGCCACAGAAACUGUUUUGUUAAUGGGAGUGGGCAUUUUUGGUCAUUGGAGAGUGCCUCUUGGUUACUUUUUUGUAAACAGAGCAUCUGGAUACUUGCAAGCUCAGCUGCUUCGUCUGACUAUUGGCAGACUGAGUGACAUUGGAGUCAUUGUCCUGGCUGUUACCUCUGAUGCUACAGCUCACAGCAUCCAAAUGGCAAAAGCCUUGGGGAUACGUAUGGACGGAGACAACAUCAAGUGCACAUUCCAGCAUCCUUCGUCUUCCAGCCAGCAGAUUGCAUACUUCUUUGAUUCUUGCCACUUGCUGAAGUUAAUAAGAAAUGCGUUUCAGAGUCUGCAAAGCAUUCAGUGCAUAAACGGCACGGCGCACUGGCAGCACCUUGUGCAGCUGGUGGUACUCGGUGAACAGGAAUUAUCGAGUGUGGAAGGGAUCCCAAGUCAACUCGCAAAUUUGAAAGAUCAUGUACUGAAAAUGAAUUGUGCUGCCCAACUCUUCAGCGAGGGUGUAGCCAAAGCAUUAGAAUAUCUGCUGUCGUUAGGUCUGCCUCCUUUUCAGAACUGUAUCGGUACCAUUCAUUUUUUACGCUUAAUUAGCAAUCUGUUCGACAUUUUUAAUAGUAGGAACUGUUAUGGAAAGGGAUUGAAAAGACCCCUAUUACCUGAAACUUUUAGUGAAAUAAAUCAUGUAUUAAUUGAAGCCAAGACUAUUUUUCUUACACUGUCUGACACGAGCAAUAAUCAGAUCAUUAAAAGUAAACGAAAACUAGGAUUCCUGGGAUUUUUGCUUAAUGCUGAGAGCUUAAAUUGGCUCUACCAAAAUUACAUUUUUCCAAAGGUCGUGCCUUUUCCAUAUCUUCUGACUUAUAAGUUCAGUCAGGAUCAUAUAGAGCUAUUUCUAAAGAAGCUUAGGCAGAUGUUAGUAACCAGUUCUAGCCUUACCUGUAUGGCAUUCCAGAAAGCUUACCAUAACUUGGAGACCAGAUGCAGAUUUCAAGAUGAAGUUUUCCUGAGUGAAGUAAGCAUCUUUGACAUUUCAGUCGCUCAAAGGAAAGACUUGGCCCUUCGCACAGUUCAGCAUCAAUAUGGCGGCAGCACCAUAAAGUCUGUUUUUCACAAGGAGGAGAUUUGCCAUGACUGGUCUGGCUGUUCCCUCAGUGAGGCAUUGCUAGACCUGUCAGAGCAUAGGCAAAGGCUCACCUGCUGCGCUGGGUAUGUUGCAGAUAGGUUGUCUGUUCUUUUGCUGUGUGAAGACUGUAUCAGUGCACUGUAUGCAUUGAACCCCAAAACCCCUAAAAUUGGGUCACUGUUGUGUGUUAAAAAGAAAAAUGGCUUUCAUUUUCCUUCAGAUAGUCUCUGUAGGGUCCUUAAUAUUUGUGAACAAGUUGUACGAACCUACGCAAAAAUGGCAAAUUUUGAACUAGUUCCUAAACAGAGGAAAUUGUAUCUGCAACAGAAAAUACUACAGGAGCUUUCUGGGCACUCCUACCUUUUUGUAGAUUUAGAUGAGCAUCUCUUUGAUGGAGAAGUAUGUGCCAUCAACCACUUUGUAAAGUUGCUAAAGGAGAUAAUAAUCUGUUUCUUAAACAUAAGAGCUAAGGAUGUAGCUCAGUACCCCUUAGGGCAUCAUUUGGGAUGACUUGAAAGGAAUACCUCACCAAGGAAACACUGGUCAUUUUUACAGGAUUACGGAUGUUCAAGUUUCACCAAUACCAAUAAUAAAUUCAGCUAUAUUUUUAUGCCAGAACAGUGGGUAUCCAUUCAAAUGAAGAAUCUAAAAUAUAUAAACAUUUUUACUAAAAUUCACUUUACUGUAUUUUAUAAGUUCAUCAUUCUGCACAGCGGACAAGUUUGCAAUUCUGGUUGAAUGCAUAUUAUAAAAUGCGCUCAUAUGGACUGCAGGGUUUAUGAACUCUCCAAAUUGUAGGAAGUACUUAAGUGUAGCAUCAUACCAUCACCAAAAUACUACCUUUGAAGUUCUGUAAGACCUAUUCAUGUGACUGAACAACUUGGAGACCCCCAAGCAUCAACUCCUUUUAUAAACAGACUACAUUUCCGAAAAUAGCUUUAGUUUACAGUUCUUAACAAUGCUGAGCACCCAGCCUGGCAGCAAAGGCCUGUAAUCCCAGCACUGAGAAGCUGAGGCAGGAGGAUCUCCAUGAAUUUGCAGCCAGCCCGGGCAACACAG
Messenger RNA from Chinchilla lanigera (long-tailed chinchilla), 3097 nucleotides. It is a transcript of the gene Thap9, whose product is annotated as THAP domain containing 9. The record is from RefSeq and is a predicted model, not a curated record. Lineage: Eukaryota; Metazoa; Chordata; Mammalia; Rodentia; Chinchillidae.